AUGCUGUUGUAUCAUCUCACAUUAUCAAAGAAUCUCGUAGUGAGCCACCCAGAAGCUCCAAAACUUGUUUACAAGAACCUCCAGAGUCCAGACAAGGCUGAAGACCCUCUGUCGCAAGUCAGUCCAAGAAUUGUGCAAGGCGCUGGGUAUAACAGUCGUUUUGUAGAGAAUAUUUCUCUGAGCUGGUGCAGUUGUCACCUUCUGAACUCUGCUGACAACCUCAGGCAACGUGUCAGGUCCAGCAGUCAGCACAAGAGUGAAAGAGAGAAGUUCCAGUGUUCAGAAUGUAAUAGUUCCUUUACUCGAAAAUCUGACUUAGUACGACAUAUGAGGAUUCACACAGGAGAGAAGUUCCAGUGUUUGGAAUGUAAUUGUUCAUAUAGAGAGAAGUUCCAGUGUUCAGAAUGUAAUCGAGCAUUUACUCAGAAAUCUGUUUUAAUGCAACAUAUGAGGAUUCACACAGGAGAGAAGUUCCAGUGUUUAGAGUUGAGCGGAUCAACACAUUUCAUAGACUGGUCAAGGGAAGGAGUGAAAGAGGAACCUGUUGAUAGUCAACCUUCUAUCUUAGGUAUAUCAGAAGAUUCACUUAAAUUGGAAAUGGUUCCUCCAUCAUCUAUAAAACUAGAGAAUCUUAAGGAGGAAUUUGAUUUUGUUGAAGAAGAAUUCUGA
Molecule: messenger RNA, 669 nt
Organism: Homarus americanus (American lobster)
Lineage: Eukaryota; Metazoa; Arthropoda; Malacostraca; Decapoda; Nephropidae
Product: zinc finger protein 132-like
Exons: 5
Coding region: 1-669 (222 amino acids)
Biological process (GO): regulation of transcription by RNA polymerase II
Cellular component (GO): PcG protein complex; transcription regulator complex
Molecular function (GO): DNA-binding transcription factor activity, RNA polymerase II-specific; RNA polymerase II cis-regulatory region sequence-specific DNA binding
Source: RefSeq, a predicted model, not a curated record